Messenger RNA from Hepatospora eriocheir, 465 nucleotides. Lineage: Eukaryota; Fungi; Microsporidia; Hepatosporidae. The record is from the annotation of a GenBank genome assembly.
AUGUUUAUGUUUAUAAAUACCAUAGUAAAUUUAAUCAAAUCUGAAGUAUACAUAUGCGAUAAUAAUGGAAAUAUAAGGAGACCUGAAUUAAAAAACGGGUUUUAUAUUGGUGAUAUAAUUAAUCCACUUUAUAGAACAUUGAGAAGAGACAAUAAUGAAUAUAUACUUUGUUUUAAAAAAAUUAGUGGUAUUAAAACAUCUGAGUUUGUUGAAAAUUAUUACAUUUUUUCUAAUUUAGGAUAUAUCACAUCACAAGAUGACUAUGAAUAUACAUCAAUGGUUCUUUGUGAAUUAAUUUGCUUAACUGAUUCAAUUUUAGUUGCUAUUUACAAAUCAGAACUUCAAAAAGAAUUAGAUUUUGAUUUGAUCAAUUAUGUAGUAAUAGCUAAAGAUGAGACUAUAAACGAUACUAGAUUUGGUACUGCUUACCAAAUAAAAGAUUUAGAUUUUAUUCAUUAUGGUUAA